Messenger RNA from Gryllus bimaculatus (two-spotted cricket), 2038 nucleotides. Lineage: Eukaryota; Metazoa; Arthropoda; Insecta; Orthoptera; Gryllidae. The record is from the annotation of a GenBank genome assembly.
CCAGUGAAAAGAAAUAUGAGUAAUACGCUGGACGUAAUUGUGAGGAAGUGGGACUAGCAGAUGUCAUUUAUUUCGGAGGUACGCCGUCUACUCCAAUGUCCGGUGUGUUUGACGACCAUACGCACAGACUUGGCGACAUGUGAAAACGGCCACGUAGUCUGUGACCUGUGCCUGCCGAAUUUGCGAACAUGUCCAGUAUGCCGCACAAAGAUCUUCGGCUUUCCCUGCAUUCCUUUGCGAGAUAUUUGCAGGCAAAUCCCCCCAACACCUUCGCCUGCCCGUACACCUAAUAUUGCCAAUAGCAUCGGCGCUGGCGCCACAUCAAGAGCGUCUACCAAUCGUGCAUCUGCCGCUUCGUCUCCUAUAGAUGUUCUGCGAGAAAUCGCAGAUUUAGCCUCGAGGCGAAUUACCUUGUAUAGACCAUCUACUCCGCCGGUGCAGCAGUCUCUGGCGGACAAUCGCUCCCAAGGGCGACGCUUCACGGGUCGCGCAGAGCACGUCAACCCGAGAACACCAGUGCGCUCCAGUCCACCAGGCGACGACGCAAGGCCAGUUGUUAUUGUUCGGCAUGCACCACCUUGCUUGUACGGCUCGAGAUGCACAAACCGCUGCCGGCACGUGUGUAGUCGCCGCGUUUCAAUUCUGUGAAACAAAUACUUUUGAACACUAAAAGAUCAACUAAUUUCCCGAUAUUUUUUUUCAAUUCUUGAGAUAUGGAGGGGCAUAUAAUGUCCAAGAACUCUUAAAGAAAGAAAUAAAAAAAAUAAUUUAAAAAUACUAAAGGGAGAUGGCAAUUGUAUCUUAGUCCAGUUAUUCAAUUUUUCGCAUCAAAGUUUGACUUUUAGCAAUUAACAAAAUUUAGACACUCAAUUUAAUGCGUAUAUUUGUUUAUUUUUUGAAAUAUUAACACUAGUUUUAUGAUGAAACAUAGUUUCCCUAAAUUUGUAGAUUUUUUGUUAGUUUUUAACUGGAAUGUCAAAUGAUUUCUUUCCUAGUAUUAAUGAUAAGUUUGUUUAGUUAAAACUUUUUUCCUUAAUUAAAAAUUUCCUAGAAAAUUCUUUAAUUUUUUUUCCCUACCUUUUUCUACCUUCCUCCUUCAAAACAGCGGAUUCUGCCUUUUGUCUCAGUUUUUCUCAAUCCUGAAGAGUGUUUACAACAUGCACGGGGACUCUUCUGGAACUUAAAUUUUAGUUGAAAAACGUUUUAACGUUCUUUAUUAGAAAUAUUCGUAUUUAUGGUAAUUCCCGGGAUAUUCGCCCAAUUUUGAUAAUGACGUGUUGCUUAUAAAGUUUUAUUUAUUUUUUAAACUGAAAUUUUAAUUGCUUUGUGGCUACCCUGGAGCCAGUGUUCCUUCAGAGUGUAUUCAAAACAAAUAUUUGGCUUUCAGUGCUUUCUUUUGAAUAUUAACUCAGCUCCUCCCAACGCCUGUGCCUACCCCUACCCCCACACCUUUUAUUUCAAACACGGACAUAGAGGACCUCUACCAAAUGUACAUAUUCCGCUCCUCCGUUGGAUUUUCUGAGAAGUCGCAGUUGCAUUCUCUAGGGAUGACGACGUUAUAUUAGCCUCUUGCUUCAUUACAACCUCCUCAGGCGAGCGACCAUAGAUUACUCCCAAGGGCGACAUCCUGGUCGCGCCGAAGGCGUAAAUGUGGUAACGCCAUUGCGCUCCACUCCGCCCGGCAACAAUGCGAGGGCAAUUAAUGUUAAACGGACACCACCUUGCAUGUUCGGGAUGAGUUGAAAAAUUAAUAUCUGCGCUGAUGUAGACGCCGCACUUCAGUAAAAUAAAACACAAAUUUUAGCAUGCUAGUAUAUGGUGAACGAGGAUUUUACUUUUGAAAUUUUUCGUAUUUGGAAGGGCAUAUAAACUUUUACAUUUCAUUACAAAAAAUUAUAUUCAUAUUUCGUUUCUGCUCUAAGUUUAGUUUUAAUUAAAUUCUAUGUGACUAACAUUCUAUUUUUCUUUUUUUUUCGUACUAAAAUGUUCAUUACUUUGUGACAAUCUAAAGUUCAUAAUAAAAGUUUAUUUCAACAAU